AUGUACCAACCCAUCUGCUGGGCACGCACACUCUGCGCAGCCACAUCUCCGUCAUCCCUCAGGAACCCGUGCUGUUUUCAGGUACUAUCCGUUCCAACCUCGAUCCAUUCAACGAACACUCUGAUGAGGUGCUGUUAAAGGCUCUGGCCGAUGUGCAGCUCAAGGAUCUGACAGAGAGCAUGGGCAAUGGGCUGUAUUCGGUCGUGACGGAGGAUGGCGGGAACCUGUCCAUCGGUCAGAAGCAGCUGUUCUGCCUGUGCCGCGCCAUACUUUCUCACAACAAGAUCCUGAUCAUGGACGAGGCCACAGCCAAUGUGGACAAUAAAACAGACCAGCUCAUAUCCUCGACACUGCGCCAGCUAUUCACGGACUGCACCAUACUCACCAUUGUAAGUACAGACGCCGUUGUGACGCUUGGUUGUGCUUGGCAAGUGAUGUGGGCGAAGGAUUGUACUUGUGGAAUUGAUUACAGGAUUGUAUGUGAGGUGCAUACAAUGUGA
Sphaeroforma arctica JP610 is the source of this 500-nucleotide messenger RNA. RefSeq lists its product as hypothetical. NCBI's taxonomy places the organism in Eukaryota, Ichthyosporea, Ichthyophonida. The transcript is spliced from 3 exons. Gene Ontology annotation, biological process: transmembrane transport. Gene Ontology annotation, molecular function: ATP hydrolysis activity; ATP binding; ATPase-coupled transmembrane transporter activity. Gene Ontology annotation, cellular component: membrane. The annotation marks the transcript as partial. The record is from RefSeq and is a predicted model, not a curated record.